CGUUAUAUUUGGUUCAAGGAUUUUGGAAAGAAAAGAAAAUGGUUUCUUUCAUUUUCCUCACAAAAAUGGAAGGAAUUUGAUUUUCCCUCCACUUGGUACAUUUUGCCUCCUCAUUUUCUUUUCCUUCCACGUUUCCUUUCUUUUCCCCUCUAACCAAACAAGAAAAAUGGUUUUCCACUUCAUUUUCUUUUCUUUUCCCUUUCAAAUUCCUUGAACCAAAUAUAGCAGGGGGGCCUUAUUGGGAGGUCCCAAAGGGACGAAAAGAUGGGCGGGUUUCGAAAGCUAGUGAAACCAUACAAUUGCCUGCCCCAGCCUUUAACCUCUCUCAGCUAUACCUUAGCUUCUCUCUCAGAGGUCUCUCCAUGGAGGACCUUGUGGCUCUCUCAGGCGGGCACACGAUAGGUUUCUCCCAUUGCUCAUCCUUCAACAAUCGGUUGCGCAACUUCAACGCAACCAGUGACGUGGACCCCACGCUCAACCGUGCCAUGGCAGCCCAGCUGAGACGCAUUUGUCCGCCGGGAGGCAAUUCCAAGAACGCCGGAACGGGAAUGGAUCCUUCUUCAACGACCUUUGACAAUAACUAUUACAAGCUGGUUUUGCAAGGGAAGGGUCUGUUCUCCUCGGACCAGGCCCUGCUUGCAAAUCCCAAAACUAGAGCCCUUGUUUUGCAAUAUGCUAGCUCACAAGAAGCUUUCUUUAAGGCCUUUGCAAAUUCCAUGAUCAAGAUGAGCAGCAUCACAGGGGGUGAAGGUCCCACGUGCAAUUCCUACACGUACAAAUUGGGAACUGCUCCAAACCUGCAAGAAACGUUUCCUUGGUUCGCGCAUCUGCGCAAGCUUCUCCGGCAGAUCCCACGUGCAAUUCCUACACGUACAAAUUGGGAACUGCUCCAAACUUGCAAGAAACGUUUCCUCAGUUUGCGCAUCUGCGCAAGCUUCUCCGGUAGGUCCCACGUGCAAUUCCUACACGUACAAAUUGGGAACUGCUCCAAACCACAGAAACUGAGCAACGAUCGAUGGACGCGAUGCCGGGCGAUCGUGAACAGUAACCGCGAUCAAGAGAAACUGCUGUCGGGACGGUCGACCCACUCGACCGGUCUUCAGCAACGGUCGACCGUUCCGGCACUUCAGCAACAACAGGCGACGAUCGAUGGGCGCGAUGCCGGUCGAUGGCGCGGCCCCCGCAUCCCCGUCGCUUUCCAGGACUUCCUCGCUCGCCCCUUCGCCGCCGGCGCCGCCAGAGACACCCCGCCGCCCCCGCCAGUCGCCGGGAAACCCACUUCCCCGGAGUUCCACUUCUUCGGCGGCGCCCACCACCACAACUCUGCUGCUGCUAAUAAUCCCCUGCUUCAGCCGCCGUACUCCGCCUCCUCCGACGGCAGCUUCGACGGGCUGCCACCGCCGCCUCCGGCGGGUGCCGACAGGAGGAGGAGAAAGAGGGUUCAUGACUCCGUCGACAAGAGGCAUGUGCGGAUGAUGAAGAACCGGGAGGCUGCCGCCCGUUCAAGAGCGAGAAAAGAGGAAAGUCACUCUCUGUAGUGUGUUGUGCUCGUACUGAAGGGUUGGAGGCAGAAGUGGCAAUCCUCUUGAAAGAGAAUGCAAGGCUCAAUAAACAAUAUGAAAGGCUACGUCAAGAGGUAGAAGCUCACAAAGGCUGCAACAAGCUCACCCU
Cuscuta campestris is the source of this 1671-nucleotide messenger RNA. The record is from the annotation of a GenBank genome assembly. NCBI's taxonomy places the organism in Eukaryota, Viridiplantae, Streptophyta, Magnoliopsida, Solanales, Convolvulaceae.